AUGGUUGUCCCCCAUCUGCUCCAGUCAAGCUCCAGCCACCCUGCUCCACCCCCUGCUGCCGUCACUGAAGAGAAGUGGCCUCCUGCCACAGCACGACUUAUUUCAAUGGACCAGAAGAGGCAGGGAGGCAGGACACAGUGCGUGAGAGAAGUCUGUCCCAUUCUCUCCUGUCCCCAGCACCUUAGUCACAUCCCCCCAGGACAGUGCUGCCCCAAAUGUUUGGGUCAGAGGAAAGUGUUUGAUCUCCCUUCCGGGAGCUGCCUCUUUCGCAGUGACGUUUAUGACAAUGGCUCCUCAUUUCUCUACGAUAACUGCACAGCAUGCACCUGCAGGGACUCUACUGUGGUAUGUAAGAAGAAGUGCUCCCGCCCUGGCAGCUGCGACAGAGGUGAGGGGGGCUGUUGUGAAGACUGUCUCCUGCGAGUACCCCUGGAGGACACCAAAGUGUGCAAGUUUGGGAACAAGAUUUUCCAGGAUGGAGAGAUGUGGUCCUCUAUUAACUGCACCAUCUGUGCUUGUGUGAGAGGCAAGACGGAGUGUCGCAAGAAGCAGUGCCUGCCCAUCAGCAGCUGCCCCCAGGGUAAAAUUCUCAAUAGAAAAGGAUGCUGUCCUAUUUGCACUGAAAAGCCUGGCGUUUGCACGGUGUUCGGAGACCCCCACUACAACACCUUUGACGGGCGGACAUUUAACUUCCAGGGGACGUGUCAGUACGUCUUGACCAAGGACUGCUCGUCGCCUGCCGCGGCCUUCCAGGUGCUGGUGAGGAACGACGCGCGGCGCACUCGCUCCUUCUCCUGGACCCGGGCGGUGCAGCUGGAGCUGGGUGGCAGUGCCCUCAGCCUGCAGCAGCAUCUCAGUGUGCGCUGGAAUGGCUCGCGGGUCGCGCUGCCCUGCCACGCACCGCACUUCCGCAUCGACCUGGACGGCUACCUGCUGAAGGUGACCACCAGAGCAGGUUUGGAAAUAUCCUGGGAUGGAGACAGUUUUGUGGAAGUCAUGGCUGCCCCUCAUCUCAAGGGCAAGCUGUGUGGUCUCUGUGGCAACUACAAUGGACAUAAACGUGAUGACUUGAUUGGUGGAGAUGGAAACUUCAAGUUUGAUGUGGAUGACUUUGCUGAAUCUUGGAGGGUAGAGUCCAACGAGUUCUGCAACAGACCCCAGAGAAAACCAGUGCCUGAGCUGUGUCAAGGGACAGUGAAGGUAAAGCUCCGAGCCCAUCGAGAAUGCCAGAAGCUCAAGUCCUGGGAGUUUCAGACCUGCCACUCGACAGUGGACUAUGCCACGUUCUACCAGUGA
Molecule: messenger RNA, 1296 nt
Organism: Galeopterus variegatus (Sunda flying lemur)
Lineage: Eukaryota; Metazoa; Chordata; Mammalia; Dermoptera; Cynocephalidae
Product: BMP-binding endothelial regulator protein-like
Exons: 8
Coding region: 1-1296 (431 amino acids)
Molecular function (GO): protein binding
Source: RefSeq, a predicted model, not a curated record